AUGAACGAAGCGAAGAAGUGCACAGAUCAACACCCCCCGGAAGAAGACCUCAAGUUUGACGGUCUCUUUAAUACCAAGGAAAGUAGCAGCGAUGGAAAUUUCGAAAACUUUUCAAACAUAGCAUCCAUGAACUUUGCUCGUCUGGAGAAGGAGUUUCAGAGGAUCUACAAAGACCCUUCGCAGGAUGAGCCGCCAUCAGUCAGUGAGUCGAACGAUGCGAAUGAAGGUGAUUACUUGUGUAGGAAGGAGGGGGGGAUCCACGUGAUGGUGAACCAUCCAAGUGAGGAAACGCUACACACACAGCGCACUGAAAUGCACAACGAGAGUUCGGUCGGAUGGGACAGCUCAAAGGGGGAAGGAGAAAAACCUACUGAACUUUUUCGUGAAAAACGUACUUAUCCAUGUGGAGAAAAACGUACUUAUCCAUGUGGAGAAAAACGUACUGAUCAUUGUGGAGAUGCCUUGCCAGCCCAGUUUGGGACGAGCGAACCCACGGGGCUAAUCACUCACAGCGAGGUGAACUUCCCUUCGACUAACUCCAUUGAAAAAAUUUUAAAGAGCAUCCAGGAGGACAACAUUUUAGGGACAGGUAGAGGGAAAGAUGGAAACUCCGGUGGAUGCAGCUCGAACGGUAUUGCAGGUAAUGAGAUUGACGUGCUUGGCACGGUUAACCCGGUUGACACGGUUAAUCCGGUUAGCGCGGUUAAUGCGGUUGACGCGGUGAAGGGUUCUCACCCGACGAAUGUUGCACUGUCCGCUUCGUCGACCUGUUCAUGCCGCCUCUGGUGGGAAGACAAACCUUUCAUAUACCACUGGGAACGCGGCAUGAACAGGAAGGAGGUACAGCGGUGUGUGCACAAUUUCUGUAUCAACAUAGCGAAGGAAGAUUUCUAUCUCGCGCGUCUGGAGAGACUUGCCGAAGACAACCUCUUCAAGGAGAAAGAAAAAAACAUACAGAAAAUACAACUAAAAGGGAAUACCUAUGCCUAUUACAAAAUAUGCGAACGAUAUGAGAAAGACUCAUUGGGCGAUGUGAAAGGUAAUGAGGAAUACCUAAUAAAAAGGAAGAACCACGUGAAGGAAAAACUUAUGGAUCCUCUCAACUUCCCGGAGGUAUUGAGGGCCAUAGAAUACACAAAGGAAGGGAGUAACCUGCUUAAACAUACCAUGUAUAGUAUUCCUCAUUUACGAUUUUUCUUCGUAAGUAAGGAUCUAAAUUUCAUUAAAUGGUUUUCAUCUAGGAAGACAGAUGAGCAGUGCAAGAUCCAUUUUCAAAAAAUCAACAGUCUCGAAGUAAAGAUUGUGCAUGAAGAUAUGUUGGAAAAUUUGAAGGUCGAUAUUUUGAAGAGACUAUCCUUUUCCAUUGUAUACAUGAAUGAAAAGAAGAAGGUAACGCUCACUUGUAAGAGUUUGCAAGAGUUUAACUACUGGGUUACCACCAUCAGGGCCCUCAUGUUCCGCUCCAAGAAAAUGAAGACCACUCGCGGCGUCUUGCUCUCGCAUGUCAGUGGAGGCGACUUGUACGAAAAGGAAAAGGAGAACAACACACUCACGGGGGAAUGGCCAAAUAUCACUGCAAAUUAUACAGGGGAUCAGAUACACGUGGGAAGGACCCAUCUGCGUGAAGUCAACUCUUCCAGAUCUUCUCUACCAUUUGCAGAGGAAGGCUCCGUCAAAUGGAACCCGUACCACGGAGAAGCGAAAUCCAACAAGAUAUUCGAAUUAGAAAGAGAAAAAUCUUCAAGGAAGAAGGAGCUUCAUCCGACAGAGGAGGGGAGGAAUUCCCUUAAGUCAUUCCAUUUGUAUAAACUAAUUGUCUUCCCAGAGUAUAACCUCUAUCAGGUAAAGACGAAGUUUUAUCUGCUCAAGGAGAGGGCGUACAAGUAUAGAAUAUUAAUUGAGAAGGAAAUUGAUGAGUACCAGAUGGAUAUCGACUUGGGGGGUGGACUAUCAGAGCAGAGUGGUCACCGCGACCGGGGGGAAAAUAAUUGUCCUGAUAAUCGAAGUGACCCCCCAGUGGAGGAUACCGACCGAGAGAAUGCCACAACUCUCCACAAAAAUUCAUCCCCUCUUCACCACUGCAACGUUCGUGGCAAUAUCAGAGAUGAAGAGGCAAACAAGGAGGUCCAAAGGAGGACGAGGAGCAGACCUACCUCCGAUGAGAAGAACAACGAAACGUGGCCUAGCAGUUCGUCUCCCCAUGUAACCCUGCCAGAGCUAUAUACACUUAACAAGGAAAUAAAUUUAACUAUUCGCGAUGGUGGGAAGUUGACCGACAAAAUUGCACCUAGCGUAGCAGACGGAGGGGGAGAUGGAAACCCCAUGGAAGGGAAUCUUGAAAACGAACCCGAGGAAGACACAGACCAGUUUAAGCUCCAACUCAUUGUUAAAAUAUAUAAUCGCAUCGACAAGAAACUUAAGAAUACUCAAAAGGAUAUCAUGCACCUUGUGAAGGUUGUGAAGAGGGAGGAAUCGAAGAAACAGCCACGCCCACAGGGGGGGAAUAGCAGUUUCUCCUUGGAACACAUAUGGAGGUGCACCACAGAUGCGUACCGAACGUUGGAGGGCAAGUUUUACAAAACAGGGGAAGGUCGCUUCGGAGGGGAUAACCGCUACUUCCGUUCCAACGAUAUACACACCGAACAGAGAAAAAACGAACUGCCAAGAACGGAACUGCACAAACGGGAGUUGCAACCUGAUUCAUCUGUGUCAAACGGAUGGAAUACGGCUACCAGCAACGACUCAUCUGAUGAACCCAACAACCAAUCCAGAAAACUCAUCCACGAUAUCCUCUUCGACAUGUGGUUGUGUGAAAUGGAGCUCGGCAACAUCGAAGAUAUCUACACCACCUAUGUGUGCAACUCCAAGCGGAAGAAGAAUUUUAUUACCAACAUGGAUGCUCCUGCCUUCGUGAAGAACAUUUCACAACAAAUAUCCAACACGAUAUUGCGCUACAUGAACUUGUGA
Molecule: messenger RNA, 2967 nt
Organism: Plasmodium knowlesi strain H
Lineage: Eukaryota; Apicomplexa; Aconoidasida; Haemosporida; Plasmodiidae
Product: conserved Plasmodium protein, unknown function
Exons: 1
Coding region: 1-2967 (988 amino acids)
Source: RefSeq, a predicted model, not a curated record